Drosophila grimshawi is the source of this 888-nucleotide messenger RNA. Its product is annotated as protein takeout. NCBI's taxonomy places the organism in Eukaryota, Metazoa, Arthropoda, Insecta, Diptera, Drosophilidae. The transcript has 4 exons. The record is from RefSeq and is a predicted model, not a curated record. Bases 43 to 828 code for a protein of 261 amino acids.
CUGAUAGUAAGUUCAUCAGUCAUUUCUCGAAAGCGGCUAAGCAUGAAUAUGGAUAAGUUAUUCCUUUCGCUGUUGUUGUUAAGCUGUUUAUAUGCAUCCUCGAAUGGAGACGCCUCCGAAUUGCCUGCUGGCAUUCAGAAAUGCUCGAUAAAUGAUGAAAAUUGCCUCAAGGAUAGCAUGAAUUAUGUGAUAAAGAAUUAUGCCAAGACUGGCAUUAAGGAGCUAGGCUUAGUUCAAUUGGAUCCACUGCUUUUGAAAAAGUUCAGCCUGCCAAAGAAACCGAACAGUCCUGUUAGCAUAGAUUUGACCUUCCGCAAUGCUUCUAUGAUUGGAUUCGCUGAAGCGCAGGUCAAGAAAGCGUCCUUCUUAACAUCUAAUCUUAGUCGAACCAUGGUUUUUGACUUCGUCGUUCCGAAAAUUAUACUCAAAGGUCCUUAUAGCAUAAACGGCCAAGUGUUGAUUUUGCCCAUUGUGGGAAAGGGCAACGCAGAGAUUGUGCUGAAAAAUUGUCGAUCGCAUUUCAUUGUGAAAUUGGAGGCUGUGUCCAAGGGUCCGGGUCUGACUUAUGUGAAUGUGGUCGAUCUUAGAAUGGAUUUGGAGCCAUCGCAUGUUACUUAUAAACUUGGAGGUCUUUUCGGUGGCCAGAAGGAUUUGAGCGAGAAUUUGCACAUACUGAUCAACGAAAACUGGCGGGAGAUUUUCAAUGAACUUAAAGAUGAUAUUUCCGUUGCGAUGGGUCUGAUCUUCAAGUUGAUGCUAAGCAAGACCAUGAGCAUGCUGCCGCUUGAGCAGCUCUUUUCUGACGGCAAUGUGCUUAACUUAAGUUAAGUAAUAUUUAUUUCUUAUUUCUGCAACGAAAUGAAUGAUUAAUAUCACUAUUAAAACUGA